Necator americanus (New World hookworm) is the source of this 228-nucleotide messenger RNA. RefSeq lists its product as uncharacterized. The transcript has a single exon. The record is from RefSeq and is a predicted model, not a curated record. NCBI's taxonomy places the organism in Eukaryota, Metazoa, Nematoda, Chromadorea, Rhabditida, Ancylostomatidae. Bases 1 to 228 code for a protein of 75 amino acids.
AUGAACAUGGAAAACGACUUUAAGGAAGAACUGAACGGAACAAUGAGAGCAGCAUGGGUAGCAUUCGCACCCGUCAGGGAGGCCACGGACCAACUAGCGGACCAAAAUCUCCUUGCCCGUGUGAUCUACUCUACAGUGCCAACGCUCUGUUACGCAGCGGAAACGUGGGCAGACACCGUUGCCACGUCUAGGAAGUUAUUCACAGAGCCCUUAAGAGAUGUCUUCUGA